AGUCUCAGAUUUGUGCUGGUUUUUUUCCAGCUCAGUCCAGAUGAUACACGAUAUCGGCAUUGCAAGUUAUGUUGCCCAGCCACAUAGUUUACGGGCAGCUCACACAAUCAAGACCGUGUGGCUGCAUUCACCAACCUCCAUUUUCUUUGAAUCUUUUGAAACUAAGGCCUCCACGAAAAUAUGGAGCAAAGGUUGUGUGCCAUCGUAAAAUUAUAUUUUCGGUUUGAACAAUUUUCGGCGGCCAUGCUGAAUUGCUGUUUCAUUGGGAAGAACCAGCCUGAAAUGAAUUUCCGCCAGACAAGUGCAAAAAGGAAUAUGGCAUUCAAAUGUUGAUUUCGGUUUUUCGGUCCCGUUUUCUUGCAUUGCCAAAUGAAAGUGACAUUGUCCUAAACGAGUAUGGGUUGGGUUUACCUCAUCGUAAAAUGAACUUGUUCAGGUUUGCCGAAAGGUAUUCCAUCCAGGAAAUAAGGGCUGACCCACCUACGUCCUAUUCCAGUUUACCUAUGGCCGAAUUGAACCAUUGGAAUGAGUGAAAAAUAAUCGAUAAUUUUAUUCAUAAUUCUCGCAGACUCCGUUUUAGACUCGCAUGCGGGUCUAAUCCAUCCGUCGCGAUAGCAAUUGAAUUGACCCAUUCCAUUGAUCACUAACCGUUUCAGCUUUAAAUGUCCGCAGGCAUUUGCGAACAUGGAGAUGAUGAACCAUAGAACUCACCAGCACUACAAACAUAAAUAGCAUCUUGUUACGUUUCAAUAUGGAGACUAACGGUGUUUAGCAAGGCUGGAAGCCAAUAGCCGCACAUCGGUUGACUAUAAGAACGUUGAAAUCAAGAAUCGGAUAGAAACAGGUUUGCCUACAGGACGUCAAGAAAACCAGUGAAACAACUCGCAAAAAAAAAAAAAAUAAAAUGCAUUGGGUUCUUUCCCUUUUGUUUCCUCUCUUUUUUUCCAUUUGGGAACAUAAAGAAGAUUAUUUUUGGUCAGCCAUCGUCAGUAUCACGACGCACCUGCCCCAAUAAACAGGUUGGCGACAUGCUUUUCAAUCGACGGCUGCAUUGUUGGCUUUCGUUCACGACGCUCGUGUCCACCUGCUGCUACACUUGGAGCGAACACGCGGCGAGUGCGGAAGCCAUCACUGCGAGAAAAUUACUCAAAAACUGGAGCCGCAAAGCGGAAGAAGACGCCAGACUGUUUGAUCGCCUACCUCAACAUGAUGAGCUGUUCUUAACGCCGCCGCAAGUGAUCAGGAAACGGGGCUACCCUGUCGAGAUCCAUCACGUGACCACAGCUGACGGGUACAUUUUGGAACUUCACCGGAUUCCAGCCAAGCCGUUGAAUGACGGGUCUCCUAGAAAGGCCGUUUUCAUCCAUCACGGAGUGAUUGAAUCGUCCGGCACUUGGCUCGUCAAUCCGUCCAGUCUCGCUCUUCCGUUUUUAUUAGCCGACCAGUCGUACGACGUGUGGCUCGGCAAUUUCCGGGGCAACAGGUACUCACGGAGACACGUUCAACUCAGUCCAAAACAAUCGAAAUUCUGGCAAUUUAGUUGGGACGAAAUAGGCAAUUUCGACAUCCCAGCUAUAAUCAAUCACAUUCUGACGUUGACGGGCUUGCCGACCAUGUCGUACAUCGGGCACUCGUUGGGUUGCGGAGUUUUCUUCAUCGCCAUGGUCAAACACCCGGAGCUCAACGCCAAAAUCGACACCAUGGUUGCCCUGGCACCCCUGUCGUCUUUUGCCAAUUUCAAAACACCCAUUUAUCGCGCCCUAGCUCCGUUCAGCAGACCCAUAGAGGCCUUUCUGAAGAAGAUUGGAAUUUGGGGAUGGCUCGAUAGCGAUGGAUUGGGCGAUGUUUUGCUGAAAUCCGCGUGCUCGCCCACUUACAAACAAGCGAAAUUUUGCAGAUAUCUAUUGGGGCUCGUAACGGGACACAACAGAGAAAAUAUCCAUCCGAGUAUAGUAGCGUUGGCAGUAACCAAUAUCUUCCGUGGCACGUCGGUGCAAGUCAUAGCACAGUUUGGCCAAAAUUAUUUAGCAGGAGAAACAUUCCAGGCUUACGAUUAUGGAAAGAAAGGCAAUUUGAAACGAUACGGUUCGCCCGAACCGUAUGAAUAUCUCCUCGGAAAAAUCACAGCUCCGGUGUACGUGUUUUCGGGUGGAAAUGACCUGCUUGUAACCCCAGAGGAUGUUGAUUGGCUUCUGACACAACUCACCAAUUUGAAAGGCUCUGUUCGCAUCCCCGAGUACAGCCAUAUGGACUUCCUAUGGGUAUUUGCUAAUUUGAAAUUUAACUUGCAACUUAACUUAAUGUUAUCAUUUGGUAGGGGACUGACGUCAAAGAAAAAAUCUACAAUCCAGUCAUAGCACUUUUACCGCCACCGUGAGCCUUGUUCAGAUGCAAUAAUUUAUUCGAUAUAAAAAGACGAAAUAGACCUUGAAGUGUGAA
Daphnia magna is the source of this 2439-nucleotide messenger RNA. RefSeq names its product lipase member N. The record is from RefSeq and is a predicted model, not a curated record. Gene Ontology annotation, biological process: lipid metabolic process. Bases 1029 to 2357 code for a protein of 442 amino acids. Gene Ontology annotation, molecular function: hydrolase activity, acting on ester bonds. NCBI's taxonomy places the organism in Eukaryota, Metazoa, Arthropoda, Branchiopoda, Diplostraca, Daphniidae. The transcript is spliced from 11 exons.